AAUUAGAAAAUAUUCCUCGUCUAAAAAUGAAUCAAAUUAUUGAACCAAAACAAAAGGCUUUAAGUAUCAUUGAUUCACUUCCGGGUAAUUCUUUGAUUGCAAAGACAGGAUACAUUACUGUAGGAACAGGUCUUUUAACAUUAGCAAUAUCCAAGGAGAUUUAUGUUCUGAAUGAAGAAACACUCUUGUUACUAUCAUUUUCUACUAUGUGUGCCAUUAUUUAUAAAGCGCUCAAACAACCAGUUGCUGAAUGGGCUUCUACACAAAAAGAACAUGUUAAUAGUAUUCUUCGUCAAGCAAGAGUAGACCAUAAAACUGCUGUUGCAGAAAGAAUUGAAACUGUUGGUCAAAUAGGAAAUCUUGUAGACGUUACCAAAACAUUGUUUGCAAUGUCUAAGACGAUAUUAACGGAACUUGAUAAACUUAUACAAGAACAAGUUUUAUGGAAAUCAACUUUAUCUGCUGAAAUAGAGGAUUUAUUGAUAGAAAUAGAGGAAUAUAGUCACUUGUUUGGUCAGGAAGCUGAUUUGACAAGGGAGAAUAUUAAGAAAUGGUUGACAAGUCUUCGAACAUUUGUUAAAGAGUUAGAUUCUGAUUAUGUCGUUCCGUCUGACGAGGUGUUUGAGAGUAAUUUGGGUACAGCUGUAGUUCGUCCGACAUCCCAACAAUGGCCUUUUAAUCAAGCAAGGUGUUAA
Molecule: messenger RNA, 695 nt
Organism: Entrophospora sp. SA101
Lineage: Eukaryota; Fungi; Glomeromycota; Glomeromycetes; Entrophosporales; Entrophosporaceae
Source: the annotation of a GenBank genome assembly